Molecule: messenger RNA, 2229 nt
Organism: Pangasianodon hypophthalmus (striped catfish)
Lineage: Eukaryota; Metazoa; Chordata; Actinopteri; Siluriformes; Pangasiidae
Product: zinc finger protein 281
Exons: 8
Coding region: 234-1910 (558 amino acids)
Source: RefSeq, a predicted model, not a curated record
CCUGUCCAGUAGGUGGCAGUAGAGAAUCAAGAAUAAAUACCAAAUACCUUCCUACUUCCUACAUAGACGCACUACAAAGGGUAUGAAUUAAUACCUUGUGCGCCCUAUGUAGUGCCCUAAACAUCUAACACUGAGCGGUUUGGGGUUCAGCCCUGGUGUGGAAUAACGUCACAGCAAGCGAGUGCACUAGACCAGAUAUUCGCUAUUAUUUCACAAGAGGGAAAAGCAGUAAAAUGACUAAAUUAGACGAGUUAAACGUGUUCCUGAGUGAGAGACUGUCGGCGGCGGUGAAUGAGAUUCUCGACACAGUGAGCAGGAUGAUGCAGGAGUACGAGGAGGAAACGGCUCGGAUACGCAAAGAGAACGACUAUCUGAAGGAAAUGUUAAAGCUCACAGGAUGGAGUUUUACAGAAAUAAAUCCGGCAGGGAAAUCACCAAACUGUUCUGGACUGAUUCAGAUCUGCACUGGAGAUCCCCUGAUGUGGGCUUUUCAAUCCCUCACAGGUGUGUCCCUUGGAAAACAAGAUGGGAUGUCAAACCUGCAGCACGAAUCAGAGACCUGGGAGGGCUGGUGUCAAAACCCAGAGCUGAAGGAAGAAAGCACAAGCAUUAAAAUAGAGCAGCCUGACCCACCAUACCCUGCACAUCCCGACUCCGAGGAUACAGAUAAAUUUCCAAUUUCUGAUCUGGAGAUGGGUUCACCAAUAUCUGAUGUCUGGAACAGUUUGAAAAACAGCAAAGGAAAAGCUAAAUUAAAGCUGAAGAAAAAACAUUACUGCUUAUAUUGUAAGAAACCUUCCCCCCGAAUGGCACAGCAUCUCCUAUCAGCACAUGCUAGAGAACCAGAGGUGGCAAAGGCCCUUAGUUAUGACAAGAAGUCAAAGGAAAGGAAACAGUUGCUGGAUCUUCUGCAGAGCAAAGGAAACCUCUUGCACAAAGAUGUGGGUAUGAGUAGAACCCUAGUGUCAUCUAAAUGGCAUGCCACAGCUGGAUCUAAUAAGGACUAUGUGCAGUGCAUUUAUUGUCUUGGAUUAUACAGCAGUAAGAGCAUUGCUAAUCACAUAAAGAGAUGCAAGCAUAAAUAUCCAUAUAGAGCUAAAGCUAGCACUGCUAGUCCAAUGUCCAGUACCAGCGCUUCUCAGCCAGGUACCUCUUUAAGUGAAGAACUACUACCAGCUAAUCAAGCGAGUUCUCCUAAUUCAAAAAGGUCAUGUAGUGCCAUACAGGAAAAUCCUAAUCCUGAAUCUGUUAGCACCCGUGUUUCAGACACUCAUCACAGUGCAGCACAGCUUCACACUGACACAGAAUCUGCAGGUUCUCCCUGUGAAGACUUGGGGUUAGUUGGUGAACAACUACUUGCUGAUCUUGAAUCACAAAGUGAUCUCACUUCAGACACCAGUUUGGUCAGAAACGACCAUGUGCACAAAAAUCCAACCUGCAGCUCUCCAGCCUACUACCAGACUGAAACAAGCAAGAGUGAGGACAAGAAAACUGACGCUGAACAAAGCAGGAGCUCUUAUGUUGAAACUGAAUCAAGGGUGAUCAACAGCCCUUCAGACGAGGAGGAGAGUGUAGCACAGAACACACAGCUGUCACACAUCUGUCAGCACUGCAGCGCCACUUUCUGCAGUCCCUACCACCUACGCAGACAUGAGUACACUCAUACAAAUGAAAGGCCUUUCUGGUGUAGUGAGUGUAAUAUGGGGUUCAUUCAGAAAUAUCGCUAUCGAAACCACAGAAUGAUCCACCAUGAAGAGAGACAUUGCAGCGUUUACAAGGAUCAAUCAAGAAGGCGUAAAAGCCGAUCUUCCAGUGGAGAGAAGCCGGCAGAGAGUGAGCUCCAUCAACAGUUGGCUGAGAGCACUGCAGGUACGUCUGAGCCUUUCACCGAUUCCGAGGAAAGAGUUUGACUCAACAAACACAGGAAGCUUAAGGAAGUUUCACAAUGAAAGAAUAACUGACUGGAAAGAAGAGAGAGAACCGGUGAAUGGUGUGCCAGAGAGAGACCCGGUUUGAUUAGGAAUUCUGGUUCAUUUUUUUUUAUAAAUUGUAAUAAUUCAUAUUACCCUUUAGGUACAUGUUUAUUGUAUUGGAUUUUUAUAUCUUGCUUAAUAUAGUAUUUCGAAACAAUGAACACUUAAAUUAAGUGCAGUUACUUUUUUAUGUCAUCGAAAUGGUUAUUCUUGUGCAUCAUUACAAGUUCAGAAUAAAAAUGUCCUGAGAUUUCAA